Gasterosteus aculeatus aculeatus (three-spined stickleback) is the source of this 2948-nucleotide messenger RNA. The record is from RefSeq and is a predicted model, not a curated record. NCBI's taxonomy places the organism in Eukaryota, Metazoa, Chordata, Actinopteri, Perciformes, Gasterosteidae.
UGACAAGCGCUCCGAGAGGAAAUACUUCCGGGUUUCUUGUCCAAUCACAAAAGAGGACCGUCACGGCCGACCGUUGCUGCUUCUGUCCACGAGCAGUGCUAACGCUACGCUAACCGAGACGCGGGGGGAGUGUAAAGACAACAUUUCCCCGCUUCUGUUUGCAUCAGAGGAAUAUGCCAAAGCUGGAGACCUUGGAAACUGAUGGACUCAGAUCAGAAUUAAUGCUUCAGCAGCAUCUGAAGGCCCUGAGUUUGGCCCUCAGGCAGCAGCUGCAGGAGACCGAAAUGAGACAGAAAGAGGAGCUGGAUAGAAGGAUCCAUCAGGACUCUCUGCUGUCGACUGAGUCCAGUGAUCAAAACAAAACAAAACAUCAGGCCAAACAUGUAGCAAUGAGGAGAGCCACCUCUGCAUCUGCCCUGACGUCAGACGAAAAGACGUUGCAGCAUCCGAGACCCAAAGUGUCUUCAGCCCCGAUGUCUCCAAAGUGGAUCAAUUGUUCAGUCAAAGUUUCCACCCUUCCUCCGGCCAGGACUCAACAAUGUGAACGCUUUGAUUCAACCAAGACAACACAGAUGAGCAAAGAGGAGGAGGCUGAGACCGAGUGUCAGAGGAAGUUCCGCGCUCAUCCGGUGCCCGGCCAUGUCAGUCAGAUCCUGUAUCGAGAGAUGAUGGAGCUGAAAGAGAAGGAGAGGAACCGGUGUCAUGAGCAGAGAAGGGAUUUCUUGCUUUCUAUUCAAAGACCUUUCAGUUUCCAGGAGAGAGAAAAGGAGAAGAGGGAGAGGCUGACAACAGUGUUAAACCAAGUCAAGCACAAAAAAACGCCUGCUUCCAUUAUGAAGCCUCCUAAAAAAGAGGUUAAAGACUUGUCAGAUUGUGAGGUAAAAGACGUGGAGCUUCGAAAGGGAGUCCCCGCUCAGACAGGAGUGGCACACGAGAAACCGACUACGUCCGGCUGCCCGAAACUUCGCACUUCUGAGCGCACCAGGAGAGAAAAGUUGGGCUUCCUGGACGAGAGGCCCAGCUUCAAGCCCCAAAUCAUCCAGCAGGUUCCUGAUUUCAGUAGGCUGCACAAAGCCCUGCAGACAGAAGGGCUGAGGAAAUCCCAGAGUAAAGAUGUGAUCAAAUGUCAGCCCUUCAAUCUGAGGACAUCGGCUCUCCCUGCCAGGCGAAGUAGGACGAGCGCUGAAAGCUCACAGGUUCCAGAAAUAAGCAAACUCAACAGAAGCAAGUCACUUGGGGCCUUAACGUCGCUGUCGGCAGACACACUCCCCACAUACAUCACCGAUGCAACGAGGCAGCGCAGCGCGGCCAUCCGCCUUCACAGAAAGUCAAUGGAGAUGAGGGACGGCCAGAACCAAGCGGGCGCCGAUUGGCUGAGGAGGUACCAGAUGAGAUCCCAGGCCAUGAAGAAGGCGGUCACGCUCCAUGCGAGGUUGCUUGACCCACACAGCAGCUUGAAAGCCGUGUUCAACGACAAACUACAGCACCAUCGGGAGGCCGACCAACACCGAAUGAGAGAGUACACGAGGGAGUUACGGGACAUGAAGGCGCGAGUGGCCGAGCGCCCUUUUUUGUUCGAACAGGUGAAGCAGGUGAGUGACUCGGUGAGAGAAGAUUACGUCACGCUGUCCUCAACGUGCCCCUCCGGCAUAACUUUGACUUUUACUAAACGGCAGAAAAAUGCAAAGGCUCAAGCAGAGCAGACAUACAGGAACAGGCUGAAGAUAGCCGGCGUGAAGGAGCAGUUUGUUGAAGAACACGGAGAAGCAGUCGAAGGGUCAUCAUCGUCGUUCAGCUCUGAGGAGGAUACAGACAAGAACCACAAGGCUGAGGAUCACAUUCGCAGCAGGGGGGGAAAUGUAGACAACGGGGAGAAAAUUGAAGAUGUGGAAGAGAAGAGCGUGAAGACCAAAGGGGAAGAAAUGCCAUGAUGAAAACGGUUUGGGCGGUAGAGAGUUUUUUAUGGCCUCUCCGCUAGAAAACAACACUGUCCUCCAAAAUUAUUCAUGUCACGGGCUGAAUAUUCCCACCAGACAUUUGAUAGCUCAAGAUGUGCAACUGCAAAUUAUGAGAUGACCAAACAUCUGGACUUCACAAUCUUUACAAACAACAUGGCUUUAUAAGUAAUUAAUGUUUCAUAUGAUUUGAAUAUAUUUGUAUCUUUUGCUCAGGAAUAUAAACACUGUAAUUUAGAGGAUGAUUUACACUUCAAAUUAAUUAGGGUUUUACCAACUCUCCCAAAAGGCAUUCAAAAAUACAAAUGAAUGUCUACACUUCAACAGGGAGACCUGUAUGUUUUUUUUUAGCUCUGUUUAAACAAUCUCAUAAAUGUGUGUAUAUAUAUAUAUAUAUAUAUAUAUAUUUGAAAAGGGCCAGGUCCCGUAAGGACGCCCGGCGUCUGACAUGUGCCUUUCUCAGAUGCUUGGGUUGAAGUUCCCAGUCAUUUCGACAGCCACACUGCCCCCGUAAAUAAACAGCUUGGCUGUGCAGAAUGCAUUCACAGAGACCACAUCAAAUACCCUGCGACACUGGCCUCCCCUGUGAGCUUAGACAACUGCAACCGUCUUUUACUAUCAGACCACAUGGGAGAGUCUGUAUACGUUUAUAAUCACGCAGUCAUGGAGACAAGUACAUACCACCACACGGUUGCUGUUUUUGGGCCACUGCGCUAUACGUUGAUGACAUAGAGGGCAAUGUUUACAUGAGUUGAGAAACGCAUCAUAUAAUUAAGUGUAGACGGUGACACGAUUGAAGGCGCAGUUUUGAAAUCUAGUUAAAAAGAGACUUAUAUGUUACAUCAAAUUACAGUACAAUUUGCUGCUGCCAGACGGAUGUGCAUAUAGGUUAGAACAGAGAAAAUGUCACUGCUACAAUGUCUGCCAUCACUGUAUUCAAAACAAGAGUGACUCAUUUUGCACGAUUAAAAAUGUUCCCGUAUGGUUAUUAAA